UGCGUGAUUACGGUUGAAGACAAACGGCUAAGGAAUAUGGUUAAUGCUUUUAUUUGGUUCUUUUUGAGCUUGUGGCGUCUGUUUGACAUGUCAGAUGCAGUGAAGUCAGUGUCAGUGAUGGAGGGAGAUUCUGUCACUCUAAACACUGAUGUCAUUGAAACACAGAAAUAUUUGUACAUACAGUGGAUGUUUGAAAGCACUCGAAUCGCUGAAGUCAGCAGACUCACACAAACCAGCUUGACGUAUGAUGGUCCUGAUGAGAAAUUCACUGACAGACUGAAACUGGAUCAAACUGGAUCUCUGACCAUCACAAACACCAGAAUCUCAGACUCUGGACUUUAUAAAGUAACAGUUAUCAGCAAAGAGGCCAGCUACAUGAGUUUCAAUCUCACAGUCUAUGAGUCUGCUCAAAGUACUUCAUCAACAGAAAGAUCAUCAAGCUCCAACUUUUUCUCGUCCAGCUGUGCUGUGAACAAUUCAUCCGUCAUCCAGACUCAGGAUGCCAACAUUACUGAACUCUAUCAGCCAAGUUCAGACCACAUCCACUGUUGUGGUUUCACUGAAGCUGUGAUCCGAUUGGUCGUCUCUGCUCUGGUGGGCGUGGCUACUGUUGCUGUGCUGGUUUAUGACAUCAGAUCUACAAGAAGUGAGCUGACCAGAGAAGAAGAGACCAGACAUCACUGUCAGACUCCUGGAGUCAAACCAGACCAGCAGUGUGAAAUGAGCAGAAGCUUUAGUUCCAGAUAUGUUUGCUGAAGUUUACUGGUAUAAUCAUGAAAAUAAAACAUG
This is a messenger RNA of Rhinichthys klamathensis goyatoka, 789 nucleotides long. RefSeq names its product SLAM family member 6-like. Lineage: Eukaryota; Metazoa; Chordata; Actinopteri; Cypriniformes; Leuciscidae. The coding region runs from base 37 to 756 and encodes 239 amino acids. The record is from RefSeq and is a predicted model, not a curated record. The transcript has 4 exons.